AUGACGGUUGACACGGAUCAUUCGAGUGACGAGGGCUCCCAGAAACGCCGCAAUGUACGAAAGCGCGCCCAGCAAUGGAUGACCAAGGGGGCCUUGGUGCACGAGGACUCUGACGAUGAACUGGGCGACGAGGACCACCCUUGGGACUGGAUUUAUGCUACAGAAGAGACUGAGGUCAAGGAGGAUCCCGAGACAAACAAUGCGAGCCCCGCAAAGUCUCGCCGACGGCGGUCAUCACGUCCUGCGAAGAAAGGCCCAGCAAUCGUGGGCGCAAGAAUGGGUUCAUUCGAGUGCACAUUGGGCGAGGUCGUGCUCCUUAAAUCCCCCGAGAAUGGCAAGGACUGGGUCGGAAUUAUUACCGAAUUCCUUGAGGAGGAAGAUGAGGAUGAGGAAGGGGAAGUUAUCAAGUCGGUCAACGUCAUGUGGUUUGCCUCGCCUGACGAGUUCAUGUCAACAAGGAACAAGCGGAGAACCGACGCUCUGCCCAAUGAGCAGUACCUCACAGCUGAUUUCAACGUCAACCCUGUCACUUCCAUCAAUGGCAAGGCAACGGUAAUGUCGAAGGACGCCUUCUACGCCAAAUACCCGAACGGAGUACCACCCAAGGACAAAGCAGAACGUGUCGAGUUCAACAAGUGCAUCGUGUGCCGUCGAGGUGUCAACCAAGUGCAGGGCCGAUACACUGACGAGUUCAACUGGGAGGAAGUCUACGGAGAGCGCAACAUCCAUCAACUCAUCAGCAUGGUGAAGGAGGGCCUAAAAGCGGCGCGGAAGAGGAAGGCGGCUGAUGACGACCAUGUCGAUACCAAGGACGAGACUGCCGCUCCAUCCACUCCGAGGAAACGGCAAAGAAUGGCUGCGACCAAUGCGACCCCGAAAUCACAGCGCAAGAAGGCUUUGACGACACCUUCAAACAAGCGAAUUGUCGUAAAGAAGCCUCUUGAAUUCACCCCGCUGGGCACUCGCGUCCUUGAGCCAUCUCAUUUUGCCUCGCCCUACCAGCAAGCGCGCACCCUACUGCACGUUUCGACUGUCCCCGAAUCCCUCCCCUGUCGAAAAACUGAGUUCAAUACCGUCUACAACCAUCUCAGUGCCGCUAUCAUGGAAGGCACCGGAGCGUGUAUCUACAUCUCAGGUACCCCGGGUACAGGUAAAACCGCAACCGUGCGAGAAGUUGUGGCCCAGCUCAAUGCUGCCGUGCUUGAGGAGGAGAUGGACGAUUUCAUUUUCGUGGAGAUUAACGGCAUGAAAGUCACCGACCCACACCAAUCAUACUCUCUUCUUUGGGAGGCCUUGAAAGGAGACAGAGUCUCUCCCUCCCAUGCGCUUGACCUUCUAGAGCAAGAAUUCUCCAAUCCUUCGCCUCGCAGAGUCUCUUGCGUCGUCCUUAUGGACGAAUUGGAUCAGCUGGUCACCAAGAAUCAGUCAGUGAUGUACAACUUCUUCAACUGGCCUGCGCUUCGUCACUCUCGUCUUAUCGUCUUGGCCGUGGCCAAUACCAUGGACCUGCCUGAACGUACCCUGAGCAACAAAAUUUCCAGCCGUCUCGGCCUCACCCGUAUCACAUUUCCCGGAUACCGACACACUGAUCUGAUGGAGAUUAUCAGCACUCGCCUGGCUAGUGUUCCAGGCAACAUCGUCGAUCCUGACGCCAUUCAGUUUGCUAGUCGCAAAGUUGCUGCUGUCAGCGGUGAUGCACGUCGUGCUUUGGAUAUCUGCCGACGUGCGGUCGAAAUUGCGGAGCAAGAGGCCGAUGAAGCCGCCAACGCCGCCCCAGUGGACGAUGAUGCUGCAGAUGAUAUUCCUCCAACUCCGAGCAAGACUCCUGCUCGACGUAACAAAGCGCUCACAGAAAAGGGAGCCGGCGAUUCACCAGCCUCAAAACCUGCACUCGGUAAGGGCCAACCUGGCCGUGUGACCAUCGCCACUAUCAAGCAGGCGAUCCAGGAGGCAACCUCUACACCACUCCAGCAAUCACUGCGGUGCCUACCUCUUUCUGGCAAGCUCUUCCUGGCCGCUCUACUAGCACGCGUGCAACGUACUGGAAUUACCGAGUCCACCUUCGGUGACGUCCUUGACGAGGCACGUCGUAUCGCGGAUGCGGCCGUAGCUGUCGCCGGUGCCGCGGGAGCAGGCGUUAAAGACUUCCUCCUUGGCGGGGGUGCUGCAUCCCGGGUGCGGGCUCUAGGAUUCGCUGCCAUGGAACUCAUGAAUUCUGGCGUUCUGGCUUUGGAGCAAGGCUCCGGCACGAAGAACUUGCUUGGAGGCUCUACGAUUCCUACUCGUGGUGACCGGACUAGCAAGAUUCGACUUCGUGUCGCACCGGAGGAUGUGAAGCUUGCAUUCCGCGAGGAUGCGGAAGCUAAAGGCUUUGGCAUGGGCAUCGAGCAGUAG
Molecule: messenger RNA, 2394 nt
Organism: Penicillium daleae
Lineage: Eukaryota; Fungi; Ascomycota; Eurotiomycetes; Eurotiales; Aspergillaceae
Product: origin recognition complex subunit 1
Exons: 3
Coding region: 1-2394 (797 amino acids)
Biological process (GO): mitotic DNA replication checkpoint signaling; DNA replication initiation
Cellular component (GO): nuclear origin of replication recognition complex
Molecular function (GO): DNA replication origin binding; ATP binding; chromatin binding
Source: RefSeq, a predicted model, not a curated record